AUGAUCAGCUCGUUGUUAAAGCUGUUUCACAAAGACAAACCAUCCGAGUGGACAGCCGAAAGGGAUCAAGCCUUCAACCACCUAAAUGCAUGCGUAGCCGAAGCCCCAACAUGCCUACGACUGCCCAAUCCAGAUGAGAGAUUCACUGUGCUAGUCGACGCAACUAACGUGGAAAUCGGUGCGGUAUUGUCCCAACCGGGUGGGGUGAUGGAAUAUGCUAGUAGUGUACUGACAGUGGUGGAGCAGAAUUAUUUCACGACAGAGAAAGUAUGUCUGGCCAUUGUGCGGGCCUUGGAGAAAUGGAGAACUUACCUCCUAGUGACUGAAUUCCAGGUCGUCACUGACCACAAGCCGCUUUCAUGGUUGAUGACAGAAAAAGACCCACGGGGACGCCUUGCCUGACGGGCAUACCGACUGUAAGCUUAACUUAACCAUCGAGCACGUAGACGGAACGCAGAACAUACUACCCGAUAUGGUGUCAGGCCCGUCCUUAGACGACCUCAAGCCGGACGACGAGAUUCCGGUGCGUGCGCUCACAGUGGAGGAGAAGAACCUGCUGGGAGAUCAAAAGACAGAUAAAUUCCUGAAGUUAACGUGCUCUCACUUACAGACUGGCACUAAGCCAGUGGCCAUAUCAAGAGAGAUGGAUGAACUCCUUAGGAUCU
This is a messenger RNA of Dicrocoelium dendriticum, 665 nucleotides long. The record is from the annotation of a GenBank genome assembly. Lineage: Eukaryota; Metazoa; Platyhelminthes; Trematoda; Plagiorchiida; Dicrocoeliidae.